CAUUUCAAGACAAAAAUCUUGGUAGUAUCAAGCAUUCCUUGAAACAUGGAAUCCCUGGAAUAGCGGGACAUGCGAUCAGCUCUGACAGUACAACAGGAUGUACAGGGCAGGGGAGCCAGGGAAGCGGCAGCCUGGCCCUGCACCCCCUCGGGUGCGGAGUGUGGAAGUGGCCCGAGGCAGAGCUGGCUAUGGCUUCACCCUGUCAGGACAGGCACCCUGUGUGCUCAGCUGUGUCAUGAGGGGCAGCCCUGCGGAUUUCGUGGGCCUCCGGGCUGGGGAUCAGAUACUUGCCAUCAAUGAAAUCAAUGUGAAGAAAGCCUCACAUGAAGAUGUGGUGAAACUAAUUGGGAAGUGUUCCGGAGUCCUCCACAUGGUGAUCUCUGAGGGCACCAGCCAUGUGGAGUCCUGUUCCAGCGAUGAAGAAGGUGGCCUGUAUGAGGGGAAAGGCUGGCUGAGGCCUAAGCUUGAUUCUAAGGCUUUGGGUAUAAACAGGGCAGAGAGGGUUGUAGAAGAGGUGCAGUCUGGUGGGAUUUUCAACAUGAUUUUUGAAAGCCCAAAUCUUUGUGCCAGUGGCACUGAGCCCCGGAAGCUGAAGCAGAGGUCUCUGUCAGAGUCAGCUGCUUUGCGGCUUGAUGUUGGCCAGGACAGUCUCUGCUCUCCACAUCUCAGCAUGCUCUCCAAGGAAGAGGUACCAAAAGUUAUCAAUGAUGAUUCCGUAUUCACUGUGGGGCUGGACAAUCAUGACGACUUUGGACUAGAUGCAAGUAUUUUAAACGUUGCCAUGGUCGUGGGCUAUUUGGGCUCCAUUGAGCUCCCUUCCACAAGUUCCAACCUGGAGCACGACAGUUUACAAGCUAUUCGUGGCUGCAUGCGCCGCCUGCGGGCCGAGCAGAAGAUCCAUUCCCUAGUGACCAUGAAGGUCAUGCAUGACUGUGUGCAGCUGGUCACUGACAGGGCUGGCGUGGUGGCCGAGUACCCUGCCGAGAAGCUGGCAUUCAGUGCUGUGUGCCCAGAUGAUAGGCGGUUCUUCGGGCUGGUGACCAUGCAGACCAACGAUGAUGGGGGCCUGGCGCAGGAGGAUGAAGGUGCCCUGAGGACGUCCUGCCACGUGUUCAUGGUGGACCCAGACUUGUUUCAUCACAAGAUCCACCAAGGCAUUGCACGCAGAUUUGGGUUUGCAUGCACUGCAGACCCAGACACGAGCGGCUGUUUGGAAUUCCCAGCAUCUUCCCUCCCUGUGCUUCAGUUCAUCUCUGUUCUAUACCGAGACAUGGGAGAACUGAUCGAGGGUGUGCGGGCCCGUGCCUUUCUAGAUGGAGAUGCGGAUGCCCACCAGAAUAACAGCACCAGCAGCAACAGCGACAGCGGCAUUGGCAAUUUCAACCAGGAAGAGAAGAGCAACAGGGUGCUUGUAGUUGACCUAGGCGGGGGCUCGAGCAGGCAUGGCCAGGGCAGCAGCCCAGGGUGGGAAGGUGUGAGUGGAAGGGGCUCACAGCCUUGGAGUGCACCCUGGAACGGAGCUUUCGGCCAUGACUCAGAGGUGGGCUCCCCACUGGAAACCAGCCCGCACAGUGACAGGUUCUGGGACUUAACAAAGCAUUCAGGACCUACGUCUUACGUGGAGGUCCCUCCAGCCUCCUUGAGGAGUUCUGUACCCCCUUCUAAGAGGGGUGCCACAGGUUCCAGCUGUGGUUUCAACCAGAGGUGGCUCCCGGGCCAUGUGCUGCAGGAGUGGCAGUGUGGGCAUGCCAGUGACCAGGAGUCUUACACAGACUCUACGGAUGGGUGGUCGAGUGUCAACUGUGGCACUCUGCCCCCUCCCAUGAGUAAGAUUCCUGCAGAUCGAUACCGGGUGGAGGGCAACUUUGCACAGGCCCCGCUCAGUACCCAGAAGAGGGACUGGUCCAGGAAAGCUUUUGGAAUGCAGAACAUAUUCGGACCCCAUCGAAAUGUUAGAAAGACCAAAGAGGACAAAAAGAGUUCAAAACUGGGACGGGGAGUUGCCCUGGCCCAGACUUCUCAGCGCACCUCGGCUCGCAGAUCCUUCGGAAGGUCUAGGAGGUUCAGCAUCACACGCUCCCUCGAUGAUCUUGAGUCUGCAACUGUGUCUGAUGGUGAGUUGACGGGAGCUGACCUGAAGGACUGCAUCAGCAACAACAGCCUGAGCAGCAAUGCCAGUCUCCCCAGCGUGCAGAGCUGCCGGCGCCUGCGUGAGAGGAGAGUUGCAAGCUGGGCAGUGUCCUUCGAGCGUCUGCUGCAGGAUCCCAUUGGCGUUCGCUACUUCUCUGAUUUUCUACGGAAGGAAUUCAGUGAGGAAAACAUUUUAUUCUGGCAGGCCUGUGAAUGCUUCAGUCACGUUCCUGCACACGACAAAAAAGAGCUCUCUUACAGGGCCCGGGAGAUUUUCAGUAAAUUCCUGUGCAGCAAAGCCACCACUCCUGUCAACAUUGACAGCCAGGCCCAGCUGGCAGAUGACAUUCUCAAUGCACCCCACCCUGACAUGUUCAAGGAACAACAGCUCCAGAUUUUCAACCUGAUGAAGUUUGAUAGCUAUACUCGAUUUCUGAAAUCCCAGCUGUACCAAGAAUGCGUCCUGGCGGAGGUGGAGGGACGCACCCUCCCUGACUCCCAGCAGGUCCCCAGCAGCCCAGCUUCCAAGCACAGCAUCAACUCCGACCACUCCAAUGUGUCCACACCAAAAAAGUUAAGUGGAAAAUCCAAAUCAGGACGGUCUUUGAAUGAAGAUGUGGGGGACGAGGAUAGCGAGAAAAAACGCAAAGGUGCCUUUUUCUCAUGGUCAAGGAGCAGAAGCACGGGGCGGUCCCAGAAGAAGAAGGACCAUGGCGACCACGCCCAUGAUGCCCUUCAUGCCAACGGAGGCCUCUGCCGUCGGGAGUCCCAGGGCUCUGUGUCUUCUGCAGGGAGCCUAGACCUGUCAGAGGCCUGCAGGACCUCAGCACUUGAGAGAGAUAAGGCUGCCAAACACUGCUGUGUCCACCUCCCAGACGGGACAUCCUGUGUGGUUGCUGUCAAGUCCGGCUUUUCCAUCAAAGAGAUCCUGUCUGGGCUGUGUGAGCGGCAUGGCAUCAACGGGGCUGCAGUGGACCUCUUCCUGGUGGGCGGAGACAAGCCUCUGGUGCUGCAUCAGGACAGCAGUAUCCUGGCCACCAGGGACCUGCGCUUGGAAAAGCGAACUCUGUUUCGGCUGGAUCUCGUUCCAAUUAACCGGUCAGUGGGACUCAAGGCCAAGCCCACCAAGCCUGUCACGGAAGUGUUGCGGCCGGUGGUGGCCAAGUAUGGCCUGGACCUGGGUAGCCUGCUGGUGAGGCUGAGUGGGGAGAAGGAGCCCCUGGACCUUGGUGCCCCCAUAUCAAGUCUGGAUGGACAGAGGGUCAUCCUGGAGGAGAGGGAUCCUUGCAGAGGGAAAGUGUCCACAGACAAACAGAAAGGUGCUCCUGUCAAACAGAGCUCAGCUGUGAACUCCAGCCCCAGAAACCACUCGGCUAUGGGAGAGGAGAGAACACUAGGCAAGUCUAACUCUAUUAAAAUAAGAGGAGAAAAUGGAAAAAGUGCUAGGGAUCCCCGGCUUUCAAAGAGAGAAGAAUCUAUUGCAAAGAUUGGGAAAAAAAAAUAUCAGAAAAUUAAUUUGGACGAAGCAGAGGAGUUUUUUGAGCUUAUUUCCAAAGCUCAGAGCAACAGAGCCGAUGACCAGCGUGGGCUGCUAAGGAAAGAAGACCUGGUGCUGCCGGAGUUUCUUCGCUUACCUUCUGGUUCCUCAGAACUCGCCCUGUCCGGCCCAGCCCCAGUCAAGGGCUUUAUCAAGAGAGCUAUGGCAGGCCACGGCCAGGAGGGAGCAGCUCAGACUGAGAGCUACAGUGACAGCCCAGCAACCAGCCCUGCCUCAGCCCACAGCGCCAGCUCAGCCCACAGCGCCAGCUCAGCCCACAGCCCCGGCUCGGCCCACAGCCCCGGCUCUGCUCAUAGCCCUGGCUCCGCACACAGCCCCAGUUUGGCCUACAGCACACCUGGGCCUCCUGGGACUACCCAACACGGAGAGAAGCCUGCAAAGCCCUCCUGUAUCCCCACCAUGCAGGAGGAUACUGCACAGGCCUGGAGGAGGCUAUCACCAGAAGUGGAGGCUGGGGGUAUCCAGACUGUGGAGGAUGAGCAGGUGGCUGACCUGACCCUGAUGGGGGAGGGGGACAUCAGCAGCCCCAACAGCACGCUGCUACCGCCACCCCCCAUACCCCAAGACACACCGGGACCUACAAGACCAGGUACCUCCAGGUUCUGACUCUACGCCCUUGACCUGUCCUGCCUCCUGCCCACAGCCUGCACCCCUCCAUGUUUAAUAAAGGGAACACCGAGGCAGGCAGCCCCUGCUUAACUUCAGCGUAUUGAACAUCCUGAGGGAUGGCCUCCUUCUCUUGUAUUUAUGGGGCCUCCGUUGCCUUUUCUGAAAGGAAAGCAGGUGGCAGCCAAGGCUCAGUCUCCCAGGGAAGGUCACUGAGGCUCAGGCAGAUCCGACAUGUUGAGCUGUUCCUGUGAAGGUGCCGUGGGAAUGGUAGCCCUCUUCCAGUGACACCUUGUACAGGCUCAGGUCUCUGGGUGUGGAUCUUACUUUUAAGACUUGCUUGCUGCCAUUUUAGUGUUUUAGCCUCAGGAUGGAAGAAAGUAUUUGUCUUAAGCAAAUGAGCAAGAGACAAUGCUGACAAGAACCAGGGUUCUCAUUGUCAGCCUCUCUGUGGCCAGCCAGGUCUUACUGACUGUUCCCACAGGCCAGCUGUGCACUUGUACUAGGCAGUUCCUGCUGCCUCUGCUGUCCCCUGGCUGGCCUCAAAUGUGUCCAGGCAUUUCUCUUAGUGGAAGCAUGGAGUCCAGUGUGUGUGGGUGGGGACAGGGUGCCCGAGUGGUAAGGAUUCUGCCAGCCACUGGCCGUGCUCAGUGUCCCCACAACGACAGUGAUGAGCCUUGAAGUGCAUGUUUCCUCUCGUUCCUGUCUCACGCCUUGGCUGUGAUCUGCAGCAGGUUGCGUGGGUGCCCGUCUGGGCCCUGCUUCCCAGGCCGGCUCUUUUCAAGUCUUGAUGCAUGUUUCAUGUACCCUCACACAUCUGGGCACUCAGGAGGGUACACCUCAUGCUGCGCUCCACAGCCCCACCCACUGGAGAUACACCCGAUGAGGAAGCAUGAGGUGCCAUAAAGUGGCCCUGUGUGCAUGCUUGGGCACCUCUGUCCUGCCACACCUCUCCUUUCUGCUCCGUUGUAGCUGCCUGUUUACAGUUCUGCCUGUGUUCUGACUCUGUUCUUCUGAGAGUAAUAAACUCUAGAGCUCAUCACUGUA
This is a messenger RNA of Psammomys obesus (fat sand rat), 5341 nucleotides long. It is a transcript of the gene Rgs12, whose product is annotated as regulator of G protein signaling 12. Gene Ontology annotation, biological process: signal transduction. Lineage: Eukaryota; Metazoa; Chordata; Mammalia; Rodentia; Muridae. Gene Ontology annotation, molecular function: protein binding; GTPase activator activity. The coding region runs from base 98 to 4294 and encodes 1398 amino acids. The transcript is spliced from 16 exons. The record is from RefSeq and is a predicted model, not a curated record.